AUGGCACCCAGGGCCCUGUUUGACUACGACAAGGCCAAGGACGUGGGCUUCCUGAGCCAGGCGCUGAGCUUCCGCUUCGGGGACGUUCUGCACGUGCUCGACGCCUCCGACGAGGAGUGGUGGCAGGCCCGGCUGGUGCUGCCCCCCCAGCAGCCCCCCGACAUCGGCUUCGUGCCCAGCAAGCGCCGGGUGGAGCGCCGGGAGUGGACGCGGCUCAAGGCCAAAGAUCGGGGGCCGGGGGCUCAAGGCCGCGAGGACGCCGUGCUGAGCUACGAGACGGUGACGCAGAUGGAAGUUCACUACGCGCGGCCGAUCAUCAUCCUGGGCCCCACCAAGGAUCGCGUCAACGACGACCUCCUGUCCGAGUUCCCCGAGAAAUUCGGGUCCUGCGUGCCCCACACGACGCGGCCCAAGCGCGAGUACGAGGUCGACGGCCGCGAUUAUCACUUCGUGGCGUCGCGGGAGCGCAUGGAGAAGGACAUCCAGGGCCACAAGUUCAUCGAGGCGGGGCAGUACAACAGCCACCUGUACGGCACCAGCGUCCAAUCGGUGCGCGAGGUGGCUGAGCAGGGCAAGCACUGCAUCCUGGACGUGUCGGCCAACGCCGUGCGGCGGCUCCAGGCGGCGCAGCUGCACCCGAUCGCCAUCUUCAUCCGGCCCAAAUCGCUGCAGAACGUGCUGGAGAUCUCCAAGCGCGUGAGCGAGGAGCAGGCGCGGAAAGCGUUCGACAGAGCCACCAAACUGGAGCAGGAGUUCACCGAGUGCUUCUCAG
Onychostruthus taczanowskii (white-rumped snowfinch) is the source of this 772-nucleotide messenger RNA. RefSeq names its product disks large homolog 4-like. The transcript is spliced from 9 exons. Gene Ontology annotation, biological process: postsynaptic neurotransmitter receptor diffusion trapping; chemical synaptic transmission; AMPA glutamate receptor clustering. Gene Ontology annotation, molecular function: protein binding. The record is from RefSeq and is a predicted model, not a curated record. NCBI's taxonomy places the organism in Eukaryota, Metazoa, Chordata, Aves, Passeriformes, Passeridae. Gene Ontology annotation, cellular component: neuromuscular junction; postsynaptic density membrane; neuron projection. The annotation marks the transcript as partial.